GUGGUGUCCAACUCCAGUGACGUCAAUUCCCGCUCUCUCUCUCUCUCUGUCACUCUCUCAGUUGUGCAGGUGCAAUGAACUAGGUGAAUAGACAUGAUUACGGGUCCGGAAGCUAGACAAACGCAUAGGUUGCUGGACUUGAAGAAGCAGCAGUGGGCCAAGGAAAGAGAGGAGAUAGCGCGCAUGGAUGAGCUGUACCACCAUCAGCACACCUCGUCCACCUCGCACCACAAGAUCGAGCGCACCUCCAUACGCACGUACUACUCCAAUCUGGAUCUCAGCCAGAGCUCCUCGAACCAGACCUCCAGCCAUGCCCGCCAGCCGCCCGCUCCGCCCAUGCAGCUGAUUGUGCGGCCGCAGCCCGCCGCGGACUAUCGCCAAGUGCAGCGGCAGCGCAGCGAGGACUACAUGAACCAGGUGGAGCGCUACAUGGACGAGCUGGACGUGGACGCCGAUGCGGACUUUGAGGAUGAUGAACUGCUGUACAGGCGUCAGCGACGUGGCAGCUAUGCGCCCGGCAUGCCCGAGCGACAGCUGCAGGCGCCACCCGGCCGCUACGUGGAGCUGGUGCCCACGGCGCUGCAAACGGCCAAGGGGCGCAUGCAACAUCCACCGCACCAGCAGCAGCAGCAGCAGAGGCUAAGGAGUCCCAGUUUGCCCACAAUCAGGCAGCGGGAGUAUCAGGCAGGGCGCAGGCAACAGGGACCACAGCAACAGCAGCAGCAGCAGCAGCUAAAGGCAGCCAAUCAACUUGGCCAAGUCAAUGGCAACGUGAAGGGAACAAACAUUGAUCCCGGCAACGCCAACAUGCCACAUCGAUUAAACAAUCCGAAUGGGAGCCAGGCGCCAGCCGGUUGCCAGGAAGAGGACACUUCCGGCUAUCUGAGCGACACGCCCAAGAACACACACACGCCCGACAUUUGGUACAACGAUGCAGCCAGCCAAAAUGGGAGCAUUAGUGGGAUGGGCAGCGCCAGCCAGACCGAGGAGAGCGUUGGCAACGCCUCGCGUUCGAGGCGUUCGAUACAGGGGGCGGCCAUGCCCCUGCCCCUGCCCCAGCACCUGCCUACGCCCACGCCCACGCCCACAGCUGGCGCUCAGGCGCCCAAGCCGAUGCGCCGUGGCGCCGCGCAGCGCCACAACUAUGAGCCACUGGCAGCCGAUGGCUACCUGGCAGACAGCUGCUGCUAUAUGCCAGCGCCGUCUACGUGCUCGAACAUGAGUCUCAGUCGUGAUGUGUCCACGUCGAACACCUACCAGGUGCACAUCAGCAACAGCUGCGAGCAGGGCGACUACUACGUGGAUCGGGAUCGGGAUCGGGAGCGCGCCCGCUGGGCCAACUACAACGGGCAGCAGCCGGUGGCGGUGGCGGUGCCGGCGGGUUGGCUGAAUCGUGGCGUGCACGAUCCCAAGGACAGCGAGGACGAUGCGCAGUCGGUGCAAUCCUCGUCCACUUAUCUGCGCGGGCAGAAUGCGCCGCUCGACGCGCACACGCUGGCCGAGCGCAUGGACAAGCGGCGGAAGGCGGCCGAGUAUCACAAUGCGAUCAAGAAGCAGCUGCACGAGCGCGAGCUGAUACGCAAGUGGGAGCUGGAGCGGCAUAGGCAGGAGGAGCAGUUGGAGGAGCAGCGCAUGCGCCGGCAGAAGCAACUGGAGCAGGAGCGAUUGGAGCACGAGCGUCGCCAGGUGUUGGAGCGCGAGGAAGCGCAGCGCAAGAAGCAGCAGGCGAUGCUGGAUGCCAUUGCCAAGGCGGAGGUGGCCGCCAAAAUGGAGAAGCAAAAGAAGCGCAAGAAUCGUGAGCGAGUCCAGAGCCAGGAGCAGACCGACAAGCAGGAGCUGCUGCAGGUGCUCUCCGUGGAAGAGGAAGAGAUUGUCGAGGAGCAACUAGAGCAUGCAGCGGAUGCAGAGAGUCAUACGCCACGUGCAGCGCCGCCUCCUGCUCCAGCAGCACCAGCAGCAGCAGCUGCACCACCACCAGCUGCAGCUGCUGCUGCUCCUCCACCAUCUAUGGUCUCCGAGGAGAAAGUGCUCAUUGGCACGCCCAUCAAUCUGAGGCGCACCAUAACGAAGCCCAUCAAGCAGCCAACAGCAGAGGGCGCAGCCGAGGAGGCAGCCGGGAAGCCGAAAGCGAAGCCGACGAGCUCUGUCGAGGAGAAGGAGAACUUGGCGCUGCUCAUGCAGCCAGCCACACUGAUCCCGCUGCCCGUGACCACAGACAUAUUCGGACUGCAGAAUGCCAUUGGGAAUCUGCAGAUCGCCACGUACUUCAUGCAGCAGCCGGCGCCGGUGCAGCCGCCGGCCAGCACGGAUCGGAGCUACUCCAAGGCGACCAUGACACAGCGCACAGAGACCUCGAUCUGCACCGAGGAUGGCUACCAGGCGGAGAAGGAGGAGGAGGAUGAGGAGCUGCUGCACACGGCGCGCUCGGGACGCACUGCCCUGGAAACGGCCAGCGGCUUCUUCUCGCCCGAUUCUCUGGAGGUGGACAUUGCGCGACAGCCAGCCGAGCAGGACAAACUGGCGCUGAUCCCAGUGAAGACUCCUGCUGCAGCCAGCGAGUCGGCGAGCAGGCUGAGGCGAGCCACUGACGGCGCUCUGCAAGCGGAUGUGGAGACCCAGACGGAGCUGCCGCUCAACUGCGAUCUGUGUCUGUUCCACGACAACUUCUACAAGGUGCUGCUGAAGCGCGAGGUAUCCACCACGACCACGACGCAGACGUCGAAGACCCAAACGCAGCCGGCGAAGGAGUCGGCGGCGGAGAAGGACCACGAGACAACGACGACCACCACAACGACGACGACGACCACGUUCAAGGCGAAGACCAAGGACAAGGACAAGGAGAAGGACAAGAACAAGAAGAAUCAGGGCAAGGACAAGGAUGCCCACAAAAUGGACGAUCGCCCCAAGUGGGGCGUCAAUCGGCCGGUGGUGCAGUACGUCAAGGCCAGCGAUCGGGAUCCCUUCUGCCUGCGCAAGAAGAAGCACCAUGUGGCCACAGCCAAGCCGCCGCGCUCCCAGUCCAUGGACUCGCGCCUGGACACCGUGGUCGUGCUGCCCGAGGCUCAGCUGUGCCAGGGUGACGGUGCAGCACUCAUCAGCACUACCCAGGAGGAGGAGGGUUUCCUGCUCAAGGCGCGCAACGUCUGCACCGAAAUUCUGCCCAUCAAAACGGACGAAAAGGGACGAAUUUUCCUCAACUUUCGCGAGGCCAGCGCCAUCAUGAACGAGGACGAAAUAAAGGACAAGCUGAGGCAGAAGUACUUCAACUUUGGCCGGAUACUACCACGCCGCAGCUGGGCCUCCGCCACGCAGCACGGUCUGCCCUUCAGUGUGACCGCAGCAGCGGCCACAGCGCCCCCAGCCACGCUCACAGUGGGCGACCUGGCCGACGAUUAAAUAUUAGAGUUCUUAACUUGACACGAACAUGUAUUUCUAGCAAAGGCACGAACCGCAAAAAGAAGAA
Messenger RNA from Drosophila navojoa, 3463 nucleotides. RefSeq lists its product as uncharacterized. Gene Ontology annotation, biological process: cilium assembly. NCBI's taxonomy places the organism in Eukaryota, Metazoa, Arthropoda, Insecta, Diptera, Drosophilidae. Gene Ontology annotation, cellular component: cilium; microtubule. The record is from RefSeq and is a predicted model, not a curated record. Gene Ontology annotation, molecular function: microtubule binding.